Effrenium voratum is the source of this 1015-nucleotide messenger RNA. The record is from the annotation of a GenBank genome assembly. Lineage: Eukaryota; Dinophyceae; Suessiales; Symbiodiniaceae.
UUGGCUCCAGGCAUGACAUGACUACGAGUCUUGAGGCCUGGGCCGGAUGCGUGUCGUGCUGCUGCUCUCAACCAUUUAUGCAGUGAAGAGCCAGGCCGCAGAGGAGGACCGCCUGGAUUUCUCCUACACUCCUACGAACAAACUGGCAACAAGCGAGCAUGUGGUCAGCGGGACUAUCAGCCUCAAUGGCACUAUCUCCCCCGAGAUCGUUAGCAGGCUGAAUUGGGCAGCUGAGAAUGCGCUGGUCCAGGCUUGCGGCCACGGAACCAAGGUCCUCUCCAGUGCCAUCCUCCAAUUAUCCUGGCAAGCAAGACGAGGAGUGGACAUCAAGUUCCAUUUGCUGCCACGGCUGGGCGGAGGCCUCUUGUUUUGACCCAUUGUAAUGUCUGGCCUUGAAGCGUGAGAGCAAACAUCGUGCGGGGCUUGUUCCAGCUCUUCGUGUCUCUUUGCUUAGGCGGUGACUGUUCCAUGACGCUUGUGGAAGCAUCCGCUGGUGGCUAUUCGCCGCCCUUUCCUUUGACUGGGCCAAACCGGAAGCUCGUUGCGCUCCAAAGUCACGAGCUGCAAGUGCUACGCCAUACUUGAUCAGUUUUGAGACCUUCCGUUCGUUGUCGAGUGUGGGGCAGGGGGACUCUCCCGUGCCGUGACUAGCCUAUGCAGCAUCGCAGAAAGAGUACUCAUGAGCCAGAUACAGACUGGACGAGCAUGCUCUAGAACUGUAACAUAAGGCAAACCACCCAGAGAGUCCAUGCAGGAUGGACCAUUUGAUACCAAUUGCAAUGGUGUAUCCUUCAGGAGAAGGCAGACAGGCCCCUUGCAACAUAUCCAUGCAGUUUCAGGGAUCAUCUCUCGCACUUGAAGCGUUGCAUGGGCCAAAGCGGGGCCUAUCUGAGGAAGCCGACUUUCAGAAACAUGAUGCAGAAUGAAUUGGCAUUGCUGGGCUACACAGCCUUGAUGUCAGAUUAUUACAUGCGGCUGUGGCGGGUCACCUGCAGCGUUCGAGAUAUUUUCAGGC